Molecule: messenger RNA, 2379 nt
Organism: Talaromyces amestolkiae
Lineage: Eukaryota; Fungi; Ascomycota; Eurotiomycetes; Eurotiales; Trichocomaceae
Exons: 6
Coding region: 1-2379 (792 amino acids)
Biological process (GO): DNA-templated transcription; regulation of DNA-templated transcription
Molecular function (GO): carboxy-lyase activity; zinc ion binding; DNA-binding transcription factor activity, RNA polymerase II-specific
Source: RefSeq, a predicted model, not a curated record
AUGGCUUCGUCCACAGAAUCCGACAACCACUCUUCUCCCGAUUCGCGAAACAAGACAAAAUCUGGUGCAAACAGGAAACUACGUAUCCCCAAGGCCUGCUAUCCUUGUUAUAAGAGAAAAGUCAAAUGUGACCGCAACUCCCCGUCGACAAAAGAGAGAUCACUCAGUCGAGGAACUCGUCAGCAUCAUGAGACCAGCAAUAACAACAACAGCCACGGCUGUUGCAGCAGCAAGAAAGAAUCACCUUCCGAGACAGAAGCCGGAAAAUUUACUGUCACUGAUGGUGGAAACGUACUCAUCGAUCCACAGGAAUGGCAGAGUAUACAGGAUAAACUCGCAAACUUGAGCCAGAGUAUGCAUUCGCUUCGCUCACGACUGGAAAUAGCAUCGACACCGCCACCGGUGCCACAAUUAUCGACAUCGCCAUCAUCAAGUUUAUCUACUAUCGACGGAAAUAAUCUUCACGCAUCACCAGUUACGAUACCGAAAUCAUUACUUACGCCUAUCGACGAGGAAAGGGCCGGCGAUGGGGUGCGCACUCGAACCGCCUUAGGUGGAUCCCCAGUUCAUUGCGGAUCAGAGUCUAUUACUGCUUUUGUACUUGAAAAGCCGCAUCAACGUGCUAUUUUCGGUGAGGAUAGCGUCCUGUCGCAAUUGGCGCUUGAUAAUCAGUCGGCAACGUAUCCGUUUUUAGACCUGUGGUCGUCAAAUAUUACUUCGUAUAGUAAUGAAUCUGUUUGCGCGGCGCUUCCGGAUGACAGUGUUUGUCGAAGACUAAUACGAUCUUAUCACGACGUUCGCUUGACACUGUACCCCGUUAUAGCCGACUUUGACGGCUUCCAAAAAGAUGUUCAGACCCUUCUCGAUAACAGAGCGUUGCAAGGUUUAUGCGCAAGCAAUCCUUUGGCUCCUUCAAUAGCACCGUAUGGUUGCAACAUCUCCUUUAUAGGAAAUUUGUUUGCUAUACUUGCGUCUGGAUGCCAGGUCUCUGACUUUUCGCACAAGGAGAGGACGUCGAUGUGUCAACUAUAUGUAUCGUGUGCGUAUCAAUGUCUGCGGAAUAGUAAUUUCUUGUCUCAGCCUAGCAUGGAGGCUAUCCAGACCUUGUUGAUAAUUGGAGAUGUUCUCUCGUAUAAUAUGAACCCGGGUAUCGCCUAUGUGACAUUCGGUGUCGCCCAACGCAUGGCAUUGACUCUAGGUCUUCACGCCGAAUCCUUCCUAUUCAGAGACCAGAACGCCAACCGACGGCAAGAACUAUGGUGGUCCAUGGCCUGGCAAGACAGCCACUUCGGCCUUUCCUACGACCGUCCCAUCGAGACUCUCGCACCAAGCCCUCAGAUUCCCCGAGCAGUCGACUCUCGUCCCGGAAACAGAGCUUACUUUGAGACAAUGUGUUCCGUCAUCUUUCUCAUUCUUCGGCUUUUGCGCGAAGAGAUCCUCGAGGGCAACAAAAUCAGCGACCACACCAUCCCCGCCUACAAAGUUGAACUGGACAAAAUUUUAGCUGAUGCAGCGCCUCAUCUCAGAAGCGAAGAUUACUGCUUCACGCUUAGAGACCAUAUUCAACGACUGACCCUCAAGCUUCGAUCGUCAUACCUAGUUUCCGAAAUCUGUCGCCGAUCGCUGAAACAGUCCUCAACCGGCAGUGGCAAGAAAGCCCUAACACCGCAUCUAUGUCAAGAAUGCAUUGACUCUCUCCUCAGCACCAUCGAAGCCUUUAUCGAAAUCCACCAAAUCAUUCCUCACGGUUCGCGAUCAUGGAUCCAUCUGCACAGCGCGAUCAGCGCCGCGUUUUUGCUGUCAGUUGACGAAGGCGCCCAAACCGAGCCGAGCGUAUGGGCCAUUCUCGAAAAGCUGGAAAAUGUGUUUUCGGAUUUGACUUCUGCUGCAAAUCACAAUGGUCAUUACAACGCAGAUAAGCUUGCUCAUAGCCCUGACUCCAUGGCUCGUGACUGGUCUUCACCACCACACUUUUCGACUCAUCAGUCGACGGUUAAUCACAACACCGCUGCACCACCAGCAAUGGGUGAUUUGUUCUCAGCGGAUAACUGGCAUUCAUUCGGUCAGACUUUUAUGCUCUCCGAUUUUCCCUUGAGUGCAGACCCCAUGAUGAUGAUGGGUGGAAGUCCCAAAAACAAUAUAUUAGGAUUCGGAAUGUCGAACGACUUUUCGCAAUCUGUGCCCAUGGUUGCAGAAGAGGAUCGCGGCGUUGAGUUUCUCAUGGGUACGUUAAACAGCUUAAAGAAAAUUAAUGCGGGGUUUAGAGCACAAAAAGCUGAAGCUAAGAGAAAUGCGGUUGUGGGUGUCGAGAAGAAGCCCGCUGGGUCGUCGUGUUGUAUGAGUCGGAGUAGAGAGGGGACGACGGCGAGAUGUCAUUAA